Messenger RNA from Haliotis rubra (blacklip abalone), 2008 nucleotides. Its product is annotated as glutathione synthetase-like. Gene Ontology annotation, biological process: glutathione biosynthetic process. Lineage: Eukaryota; Metazoa; Mollusca; Gastropoda; Lepetellida; Haliotidae. Gene Ontology annotation, molecular function: glutathione binding; ATP binding; glutathione synthase activity. The transcript has 13 exons. The record is from RefSeq and is a predicted model, not a curated record. The coding region runs from base 238 to 1713 and encodes 491 amino acids. Gene Ontology annotation, cellular component: cytosol.
GGAUAUCAUAUUGGACAAAGCGGUAGUAAAAGAGCAUUUACAGAAGGGAGGUAACUCUAAACAUGUGCGUGAACCCAAUAUCGGCGAGCCGAGUUGAGACAGAUGCCAGUGGACAUGACUUGCUUUCUGCCUGCUUGUGAAUAGAAACAACUACGCCAUUACUUUACACGUUCAAUUUUGACUCCAGACAGAUAGCCACACCACUGAACCUGACUGUUGAGAUAAAGAAGUGCAACUAUGGUGGACUGUUUAGGGAGCAAGUUCGCGGUUGAUAAAAACAGGCUUCAUGAAGUGUUGGACAAAGCAAGAGACUUUGCUCUCUCAACAGGUAUCAGCUUGAAGUCCGUUCAGGGAGAAGAGGGAUCUGUGCUGGCUGAGUGUGCCCCCUUUACCCUGUUUCCCAGCGUGGUGCCCCGGACUUGCUUCCAGGAGGCCGUGGACUGCAUGCUGGAUUUCAACACACUCAUCCAUAAAGUAGCCCAUGAUCACAACUUCCUGGAAAAGGCCCUGAAGAAUGUUUUACAGGUGGAUGACUUUACACAAGGCCUGUGGAAGAUUUACACACAAGUGAGGGAGGAAGGCUACACCCAGCCCCUGUCUUUAGGAUUGUUCAGGAACGACUUCAUGUUGGAUGUGAAGGAUCUGGACAAUGUUCAGCCCAAACAGGUUGAGUUCAACACAAUAUCAGCGAGUUUUGCCGGUCUUACCACAUCCACUGUUCUAAUGCAUAGGUUUACACUGGAUAUGAUAGGCAAGCAUUACAGUGCAGAGGAGGUGCCAGACAACGAUCCUGCUUUAGGACUCGCUCAUGGCAUGGUCAAGGCCUGGGAGCUGUAUGGCCGGAAACAGGCAGUCCUGCUGUUCGUUGUGAGUGCAGCAGAGAGAAAUAUCUUUGACCAACGUGCCCUGGAGUUCAAGGCGUACUCAAUAAACCGUGGGGUCCGGGUGCUACGUCGCACGUACCUGGACAUCUACAACAAUGCCUCUCUGACAGAAGACAAGCGAAUGAUAAUUGACGGAGAGGAAGUGGCUGUGGUGUAUCUGCGGACUGGCUAUGAACCGGAUGCCUUCCCAACACAUAAGGAAUGGGAUGCUAGACUGAUGCUGGAACAUUCAUUAGCUAUCAAGUGUCCCUCCAUCCAAUACCAACUGGCUGGCACAAAGAAAAUUCAACAAGAGUUGGCCCUACCUGGAUCAGUGGAACAGUUCAUCAAAGACCCAGCUGCAGUGAAGAGAAUCCGAGCUACAUUUGUGAAGCAGCAUAGUUUAGACUUGGGUCCAGAAGGUGACAAGGGCGUGGAGUUGGGGAAGACUGACCCAGACAUGUACGUCCUCAAGCCACAGAGAGAAGGGGGAGGAAACAACCUGUAUGGAGAUGACAUCAGAGAAUUCCUGGAGGCUCACCAGAAGUCCAAAGAGAGGAAUGCGUACAUCCUGAUGGAGAGGAUAUUCCCAAAAGCACAAAAAAACUAUCUUCUGAAGCCAGGGAUACCUUUCGUCCUGUCUGAUGUCAUCAGUGAACUCGGGAUAUAUGGAGUGUAUAUUGGGUCGGCCACAGAGGAGAAGAUGAACACACAGUGUGGCCACAUGCUAAGGACCAAAGUUCUGGGAACAGACGAAGGUGGAAUAUGUGCUGGAUUUGCUGGCCUUGAUACACCGUUCCUCGUCAACACAGAUCACGGAGCAUCACCUGCCAAGUACAGAAAGAAAUGAUAAAUCUCUGAUCUCAUCUAUCAAUUUUUGACAAUUAAAGUUCUGACUCAUAGAGGUUAAGGCCAUGUUUGUAUGGAAGGUGAAAUCAGUGAAAUGAUUUUUAGGUUCAUCUGUUUUGCAGCAUAUGAUGGUCAUUUUGUACAGUCCCAUCUUAAACCGAUGUUUAUGUAUGUUUUGUUUUGUUAUCCAUUUGUGGAUUUUAUAUACGUCUAGUGAUAACAGGUAGCCAGAUGAAUGUUAUGGGAUAAUGAUCACAUAUUGUGGAAAAUUAUGAUACUCUUGUCUGCUUGGUGAC